CUUGCUGACCUCACAGCUGAAAGCACUAUUUAAGAUCUGGCUACCAGAUGUUCCAAUAGGAUCUAGCCAGCUGCUAGCGGAGGUUACCCUGAGUGUUUUAACAGGGAAUAUUUACAGCCUAACAGUUUGGAAGAGAUGAUUGCACUAAUUUUCUUCUCUGCCCUGCUGUGGGACGAAGCUCAAGCGUGGGGAUUCAAGGAUGGAGUGCUGCAUAACUCUAUUUGGCUAGAACGAGCAGCUGGGGUGUACCACCGGGAGUCGCGCUCCGGGAAGUACCGGCUCACCUAUGCAGAAGCAAAAGCAGUCUGUGAAUAUGAGGGAGGACACCUGGCCACCUAUCAGCAGCUGGAGGCAGCCAGAAAAAUAGGUUUCCAUGUGUGUGCUGCUGGCUGGAUGGCCAAGGGCAGAGUUGGUUACCCCAUAGUAAAAGCUGGAGCCAACUGUGGUUUUGGAAGAACUGGGAUUGUGGACUAUGGGAUUCGCCUCAACAGAAGCGAGAGAUGGGAUGCCUACUGCUACAACCCAAACGGAAAAGAAUGUGGUGGAGUCUUCACGGAUUCAAAACAUGUUUUCAAGUCACCAGGCUACCCAAACGAGUAUGAAAAUGACCAAAUUUGCUACUGGCAUAUCAGAGUGAAAUACGGACAGCGGAUUCACCUCCAGUUCCUGGAGUUUGAUGUUGAAGACGACACUGCCUGCAUGGCUGAUUACUUGGAAAUCUAUGACAGCUAUGACGAUAUCAACGGUUUUGUGGGCAGGUUUUGUGGAGAUGAGUUGCCAGAUGAUAUCAUUAGCACAGGCAAUGUCAUGACCCUGAAGUUUCUGUCCGAUGCCUCAGUGACCGCUGGCGGGUUUCAAAUUAGGUAUGUGACGAUGGAUGCACCUUCCAAGGCAGGGGAUGGAAAGAACGCGACCUCCCAAGGAAAAACAAACUUCUUAUCAGGAAAGUUUGGCAUUAUGUGAGACAAUUCAUUAUUGUUUAUCAGUUCUGAUAACAAAGCACACCAGGAAAGAAAUGAUCAGAUGGAUUUUUAGAUGGUAAGUCCCUUAAAAAAAGAAAAAGAACAAGAAAAAAGAAGAAGGAUUCAUUGUUGCCAAAGGCUGCAGAACUGUUUUUGUAUAUAAAGUGUCCCCUUCCCCCACUUCUUGUAUCAAACUUCUUGUGUGAGCAA
This is a messenger RNA of Coturnix japonica (Japanese quail), 1172 nucleotides long. It is a transcript of the gene TNFAIP6, whose product is annotated as TNF alpha induced protein 6. The record is from RefSeq and is a predicted model, not a curated record. Gene Ontology annotation, biological process: cell adhesion; negative regulation of inflammatory response. Gene Ontology annotation, molecular function: hyaluronic acid binding. NCBI's taxonomy places the organism in Eukaryota, Metazoa, Chordata, Aves, Galliformes, Phasianidae.